Messenger RNA from Paramecium octaurelia, 1046 nucleotides. The record is from the annotation of a GenBank genome assembly. NCBI's taxonomy places the organism in Eukaryota, Ciliophora, Oligohymenophorea, Peniculida, Parameciidae.
AUGAAAAAUUAAACCAAUUAAUCUGAGAUUUGCCAAUAUUGCAAUUUGAGUGACUGUGAAUGUUCGGACCAAGAGGAUUGGGACAGUUGUGAUUCACCUAAACCAAAAACACUAUAUUCUUUCAAAGAAAUCAAUCUACAAAACAAAUCAUUAUUAGCUGAAAUCAGAAUCAUUUGCAAGAAUUUGAUCUAUGUGAUUGGUUUAGCACCCAACAUUGCCAAAGAAGAUGUAAUAUCAUAUUUUUAUGUGAGCAAUUGAAAAAAAUGGAAUAUUUCGGUCAAUACGGAUAAAUCUAAAAAUUAAUUGUGAUCCAAAGCAACACCUUCAAUCCCCCCUCUCAUGCUGCUUAUAUAACUUAUCGAAAUGAAUAAGAAGCAUCUUUAGCAAUCUUAGUAAAUAUAAUUAAUAUUUAUUUGUUUUGGCAUGUGAAAAAUUUCCCUUACACGACAGACAAGUAAAGGCCUCCUUCGGAACCACCAAAUAUUGCACAAACUUCUUAAAGGGCCAGCAAUGUAAGAUCAAGGAUUGUGUAUACUUGCAUCAACACCCCAAGGACAAAGACUCUACACAAGUGUUAAAAAAAGUAUGUACAUCUAAUAAUAUUUAGGAAGAAAUGAAUAACUCAAAGUGGUUAUUUUCUUAUUCAUAAAAACUAGCUCAAGCCAACUUCAAAAAGUUUUACACUAAAAUCAAUUACAAAAAUGCCCUAUAAAAAUCAGUGUUUCCAACCACAUAAAAUAUUUUAGAUAAUAUGAUAAAAGAAAGAGUUGUUGAACCCAUUUAACAACAAUAGCAAUAAAUAAAUCUGUAAUGGGAAGAAAUAAAAGAAACUUAAUAAUAAUAAGAAUUCCCAUAACCCAUUUAGUAAAAGCCUAUCGAUAUUGAAAAAAGAGUUGAAGCGGUCAUUCUCAAAAGUAUUUCUAUUGGUUAAUAUCUUAGUGGAUGGAGAAGGCAAUAGAAACUCGAGAUUCAAAUUUACAAAUAGUGAAAAUGUCCCAUAGGAUUAUGAGGCAAUAUAAUAAAUAAAAUAAUAUCUACAAAAAUGA